Molecule: messenger RNA, 1743 nt
Organism: Pyrenophora tritici-repentis Pt-1C-BFP
Lineage: Eukaryota; Fungi; Ascomycota; Dothideomycetes; Pleosporales; Pleosporaceae
Source: RefSeq, a predicted model, not a curated record
AUGCCUCACGCCAUCCCGCGGGAGCCUCCCUUCAACCUGUUCGCUCCUACCUCGCACAGCUCCUCCAAGCUCGACACAACCAUGCAGCUGCCCUAUCCCAGGAUAUCCAACGGCUAUGAGCAGGACUCGCUGCGGACAGCUCCGAGAGCACCUCUCACCCCUCCCGACCUCCCAGGCUCAGCAUCACAGCCACAAGAAGCCCUAGCCCUUCAAGGCAGCAUCACAGCACAAGACAUGGCACAGACACCGCGGAAAAAGUGGUCAAUAUCACCCAACCUUAGGAUACCGCCAACUAUUAGCACACCGCAAGAGGGUCUUCCUCAACUCGCAGCAGAGGUGACAUGCCUCUUCUGGUUUGAGAGCGCCUCAACUCUCCAGCAAGUGGUCGAUACCUCGUCCCCACGUCAACCCCUACAACCUCUUGUCCCCGAUGCACAUCCUACAACCGGAUUCCGCAAAUGGGUAGCAACCAUCUUGACCACCACACAGGUUGCUCAGAAUGUCAUUCUCUUGGCAUUGCUGUUCAUCUACAGGCUGAAGCAGACCAACCCCACAGUCAAGGGUAAGCCAGGCAGUGAAUAUCGUCUCCUAACUGUAGCUCUCAUGCUGGGCAACAAGUUUCUCGAUGAUAACACAUAUACGAACAAGACAUGGGCAGAAGUCUCAGGCAUCUCGGUACAAGAGGUGCACAUCAUGGAGGUUGAAUUUCUCAGCAACAUGCGUUACAGCCUAUUUACAUCAAAGGAGAAAUGGAACGAGUGGCACGGCAUCCUCGGCAAGUUCGGCACUUUUUUCGAUCGAGCCUCCAAGAUCCCCGCCUCUGGUGCGAUAAGCCCAGUUGGAUCCCAGCAUAUGCUUGGAGUGCCGCCCAACUUUGUCCCGUCGCCACCUACCCAGCAACAAACUUCUCCGCCUACAUCCAUGAUGUAUUCGCCCAGCCACAUGGCCUUUUCCAAUACCCCGCUUUUGCAACCACAGGUCACAUCAGCCACCGUUUCUCCGAUUGGCGCUCUUCCUGAACUUGGGCCCAUUCAGCGUAAACGCAGCGCUGACUACUCCGCCGAGCCACCAGCGAAGCGACAGGCUCACGGAUUUGCGCCUGGUCCCUACAGCAAUGCACCACCGAUCCCUACCCUGCAAACGCCCAUCAAUAGGUCCUUUGAGCCACCACCGUCCGUUAACCGGCUGCCGCCUCUCCCAAGCCUUUCCAUACCUCCUCUACAGCAGAUGCAGCCUGCACAGACAAAGAACUGGUCGGAGCUUCCACUUCCGGUUGCAGGUGGUCGCUCGAUGGCUAUGGUAUAUCCUCCUCCGGUUCAAUGGCAACAGCCCAAUAGCACACCGACUACCUCGGCCCCACCUCCUUUCCCUCAUAAUUACACACCGACUACCGAUCCCUCUCGCCAAGUCAGUCCGUAUCCUCAGUCAGCUGGUUCCUCGCCUGUGAGCGCUUCGUAUCCAGCGACCAAUUCCAGGCAGCUGUCGCCGUCCCAUUUCUUGAACCAGCGUCAAUCUCCAUAUCGACCGGUCAGGGGUGUGCAGACAUUGCUUGUGCCACCACCAUCUACAUCCAUUCACAAUCCGGCACGGAACAUUGGUUACGACCAGAUGCAAUAUCAACCUCUUGGCCGACCCAUGACAGAUCGGCGCUCUGGUCUCUUGCCGUACAUGGAUCGCAGUGCAUGGCCCGAGACUAACCAGUUUAACCAACUUCCCGUCCCUCAACAGCCAGUUUUUAGAUAA